AUGAGUGCUAUCAUCUCCUAUAUUCUUUCUUUUUUCUUUCUUUCUUUCUUUCUUUCUUUCUUUCUUUCUCUUUCUUUUUCGAGGGCUUCAUCUCUCCGCUAUAUUCUUUUUUCUUUCUUUUUUCUUUCUUUUCUUUCUUUCUGCUUUCUUUCUUUCUUUCUUUUCUUUCUUUCUUUCUUUCUUUCUUUCUUUCUUUCUUUCGUUAACAUAUUCUUUCAUUUUCAUCUCCACUUUUCUUUUCUUUCUUUCUUUCUUUCUUUCUUUCUUUCUUUCUUUUUCGUUAACCAUAUAGAUUGCUAUCAUCUCCACUAUAUUCUUUCUUUCUUUUUCUUUCUUUCUUUCUUUCUUUCUUUCUUUCUUUUCUUUCUUUUUUCUUUCGUUAAACCAUAUGAGAGUGCUAUCAUCUCCACUAUUUUCUUUCUUUCUUUCUUUCUUUCUUUCUUUCUUUUCUUUCUUUCUUUCUUUUCUUUCAGAGUGCUAUCAUCUCCCACUACAUUCUUUCUUUCUUUCUUUCUUUCUUUCUUUCUUUUUUUCUUUCUUUUCUUUUAA
Molecule: messenger RNA, 549 nt
Organism: Acanthosepion pharaonis
Lineage: Eukaryota; Metazoa; Mollusca; Cephalopoda; Sepiida; Sepiidae
Source: the annotation of a GenBank genome assembly